This is a messenger RNA of Eurytemora carolleeae, 2645 nucleotides long. It is a transcript of the gene sip1, whose product is annotated as tuftelin-interacting protein 11. Gene Ontology annotation, molecular function: nucleic acid binding. The coding region runs from base 42 to 2594 and encodes 850 amino acids. The transcript has 26 exons. The record is from RefSeq and is a predicted model, not a curated record. NCBI's taxonomy places the organism in Eukaryota, Metazoa, Arthropoda, Copepoda, Calanoida, Temoridae. Gene Ontology annotation, cellular component: U2-type post-mRNA release spliceosomal complex. Gene Ontology annotation, biological process: spliceosomal complex disassembly.
UUGAAAUCUUUUUGUUUCAGAGUACACAAAUAUAAUUCAAGAUGGACGACGAGGUUAUGAGGUUCGAGAUCACGGACCAGGAUCUUGAGGAUGAGAUGACCUCCAGCUACGGAAAGAAAAGAACGAGUAAAAAUAAACAGAUUUACGGAGUUUGGGCAGAUAAAAGCGAUAGCGAGGAGGACGAGGGUCCGAGUAUAGGAAGUUAUGCUGGUACAAAGCGUGGGAAAAAGGUUGAUUACACCGCUUCUAUGAACUUCGUAUCAGCCGGGAUAGCAGGGAAAGAAAAGAAGAAGGAAGGAGAUGAAGAGGACGAGGAGGGAGGAGAAGAGAUGAGAGCUAGGGGUAUAGAGAGUGGAGGAGACUCAAGUGAUGAUGACAGGCCAAGGUUUGGAGGAUCAGGUCGGGGUGGAGGAUCAAUGUUUACACCUCGAGCUGCUGGAAGAAUGGAGGAUGCUGGACAGAUUGCAGGAAUGCGAACACAGAAUUUUUUCCAGCCACAAAGUCUUGGAAAGGGGUUCGGAGACUGGGAAAAACACACGAAGGGUAUUGGUGCUAAACUGCUGUUAAAGAUGGGAUAUAAGGCGGGGGGAGGACUGGGGAAGAACCUGGAGGGUCGAGCACAGAUCGUAGAGGCAUUCGUGAGGAAGGGGAAGGGGGCGAUCGGAAGAUACGGCCCUGAGGGAUCCAGACCCAAAACAGGAAAGGCUGACAGCGAGGAUGAAGAGGAGGCUGAGUUUAAAUCUAAACUUAGGCAGUGGAAGACUGUUAACGAGGUUGGAGGGAAGAAAAGAACUGCUGAAUAUGUUUACAAGUCUGUUGAAGAGGUACUGGAGGAAGGAAAGUUCAGGAAGAUCAAGAGAGAUGAUCAGAAAACAUCUACGGUUAAGGUUAUUGAUAUGACAGGACGUGAGGAGCGUGUUUUAACCGGUUAUCAGUCUAUAUCCGGACAGCAGAGACCGGAUGAGGAUGGUUUCUCUUCAAAACACCAUCUUUCCUCUCAGGGUAAAAAGAAAAGAAACUUUGAGCUACCGGAGUUAAUUCAUAAUCUAAACUUGUUGGUAGAUAUGUGUGAACAGGAUAUAAUCCAAGCUGACCGGCAGCUGGUUCAUCACAAGGACCGAGUAUCCCUCCUGGACAGUGAGGGGGAGAAGCUGAGUAUCCUGGUGGACAGGGAGAAGGAUCAGAUAGAGAGCUUGGAGCAGAUCAUUGCUGUUAUUGACAGGUUGGAACAGAAGUUUGUAGAUGGAACCCUGGAUAUGGAACUUGCACUCAAAGCGUUCCAGAGACUUAAAGACGAGUUCCAGAAAGAAUUCAGAGAGUUUGAACUUCAGUAUGUUGCCUCCACUAUUGUUGUCCCCCUGGUGAAGAGCUCCCUACUGGGUUGGACCCCCCUGGCUGGGAAGAAUGAAAGUAUUCCUCACCUCACAACGUUCACUCAGUGGAGGGAUAUAUUGGAGGAGGAGAGUAAUCAGUUUAUUCUUCAACCAGGUCCUUCUGAGCCAAUGCCAGCGUAUCACACUCUGUUAUGGGAAGCCUGGAUUCCUACAGUUCGGUUAGCAGUUCAGAGAUGGCAGUCUAGACAACCAGAUUCACUUAUAGGUUUCCUUGAAUUGUGGAGACCUCUACUCCCGAACUGGAUUCUCCAAUAUAUUCUGGAUCAGAUGGUUCUAAUCAGACUCCAGGCUGAGGUUGAGAUGUGGAAUCCCUUGACGGAUACAACUCCAAUACACACCUGGAUACACCCCUGGCUUCCUCCUCUAGGAAACAAGUUGGAUAUUGUGUAUCCUACUAUCAGGAAUAAGCUGGCGUCUGCUCUGGCAAACUGGCAUCCCGCGGAUAGAUCGGCGCGAAGCAUCCUGGCUCCCUGGGCCGAGGUCUUUACUAAAGGAUCUAUGAACGCGUUUCUUCUGAACAAUAUAAUUCCUAAACUAGAAGCUGCACUGCUUCAUCUACCCAUUAAUCCAAUAAAUCAGGAUUUGACCCUAUGGCACGCUGUAGUGGAUUGGACCGGACUGGUGCCCCCAGCUGCUCUAGCGGAUAUAAUUGCGGUCAACUUCUUUCCUAGAUGGUUACAGGUUUUGGCUGCUUGGUUAAAUUCUAAUCCUAACUAUACUGAAGUAACUGCCUGGUACCAGGGUUGGAAGGGGGUUAUACCCACUCCUAUACUAGCUCAUCCUAGAGUAGUAGAACAUAUACAGCAGGCACUACACAUGAUGAACAGAAGUGUUGUUGGAGGUCCCAUGUCCCAGCAACCUGGAGCUCUAGAGAACGUCAAGUACUUGACCACCAGGGAAUUUGAGACGAAUCGACUGAAGCCUGCAGGUUUGGAUGUAGGAAACAAAAACAAGUUUGAUUCAAUCUCAGAAGCAGUGAAAACCAGUUCUCAGAUACCCCAGGGAUUCAAGGAUAUGAUUGCUCGGAGAUGUGAGGAAAGGGGAACUAUUUUCAGACCUGUUCCUGGUCGGCUGCGCGAGGGUAAACAAAUAUACCUGGUUGGCCGGCAGCACUGCUACCUGGACCGUAAUGUUAUUUUCGUCCAGGACGAUACAAGAUGGGUUCCUACCUCACUUAAUAGUCUUAUAGACAAUGCUUAACAUCAUGUUCAGUAAUUUGCGUCCAGGAAAAUAUAUAAUCAUUCUAAAUAA